AUGAUGGCGGCCGGCCUCUGCUGCAUGCGACCACACCAGAGGCCCAGCGGCGCCGCGCCAGGGCCGUCGCCCGGCAGGCUGCCCGGCGGAGGGGGGCCGAGGAUCAUCGAGGAGGAGCCCCCCCUGACUUUCUGCGGCGGGCUGGCCGCGAGCCUCUCCCAG
Prorocentrum cordatum is the source of this 162-nucleotide messenger RNA. Lineage: Eukaryota; Dinophyceae; Prorocentrales; Prorocentraceae. The record is from the annotation of a GenBank genome assembly.